AUGGCUACAUCUCUUUUACCAAACGAUGACAAUAACCAUUUUGAAACACCAAAUCUCAUCUGGCUCGAUGCUGCAGCUAACUCCCCAGAAAGUGAAAAAAUAUUGCACAAACUGCGUACUAUUUCCAGUAAUUUCAAGAAAUUUGACGAUAAACAAGAAUUUCAAGAAUAUAUUGAACAACAAUCUCCAAGGAGCGAACUAGUAGUAGUUUUUAGUGGUCGAUUCGGACGAGAAAUAGUCCCUUCUGUUCAUCAACUGCGACAAAUCAUAUCAAUCUAUGUGUUUUGCAUGGAUAAAGAAGGAAACGAAAAAUGGGCUUCUAAAUUCCCCAAAGUGAAAGCUGUUGUUGUUAAACUUGACAAACUCAUUUCUCGAAUUAAAGCCGAUCAUAAAAUCCAGCAUGUUGUGGACAAACCGUCAUCAGUUGAAAGCUUUGCAUCAGAUACCUAUGACAAUAAAAUGAUUUCCGGUCCAAAUGCUAAAUUUAUAGGGUCUCAAGUUAUGAUUGAUUGCCUUUUACGAGUCAAAUUUACUCCAAAAGAUAAAACAGAAUUAAUCGAUUAUUGCAACAUUAUGUACGCAGGUAAUCAUGCAGAGUUGCAGAAUAUUCGUGAUUUUGAACAGAAUUAUUUACCUGACAAAGCUUUAUGGUGGUACACAAAAGACUCAUUUUUUUACAAGAUUCUUAAUAAAGCGUUGCGUGGCGAAGAUAUUCAUAUGAUGUUUUUAUUACGUGCAUUUAUCUCUGAUAUCGGUCUUCAAUUGAAAAAAUAUCAAGCUAAACAACAUUUAAGAGCUUAUCGAAGUCAAAUGAUUUCCAACGAUGAACUGGAAACUUUUAAAAAAUCCUGUGGUCUAUUCAUGUCGCCAAAUUCGUUUUUCUCCAGUACUCUUAGCCGCCAUAUAGCUCUUUCGUUUCUCAGACCUACUAACAAUACAACUGAUUUACAGUCAGUGUUAUUUGAAAUUGACGCCGAUCCUAAGAUAGUUACAACAAAGCCGUUUGCUGAUAUCUCUAAACAUAGCAACUUUUCCGAUGAAUCCGAGGUGCUCUUUAUGACUGGCUCUAUUUUUCGUUUGAACAGUAUAUCCCGCAGUAGUGAUGAUCAAGUAUGGAUCAUCCAAAUGACUUUAUGUAAUGAAAAUGAUGAUGAAUGCGAUAUAAAAUAUGCACUCAUGUACAAGAAACAGGAAAUUGGAACUGGUGAAACGACUCUUCGAACAUUCGGUAACUUAUUGUGGAAAUUGGGAAAGCACGAAUUGGCUCAAAAAUACUUGGUUCGCUUUUUAGAAGAACUACCAUCUAAUGAUCCUUCAUUGAUCAGUUUAUAUGAGGAUCUUGGUGAGCUCGCAUCAGAAACUGGUGACUACAACAAAAGUGUUCAGUGGCACCAAAAAGCUUUGGAACUGAAAAACAAAAAUCAAUCAACUUCUAUUACUAAAACUGAUGCAGAAAACAAUUCUAUAGGUAAGCUCAUUGGAAGGAAGUUCGUUAUAGGGUAUUUCCAUGGGGUCCCUACCACAAAAUCCACAAGUGUUUCC
This is a messenger RNA of Rotaria socialis, 1542 nucleotides long. NCBI's taxonomy places the organism in Eukaryota, Metazoa, Rotifera, Eurotatoria, Philodinida, Philodinidae. The record is from the annotation of a GenBank genome assembly.